CAGCCGGGAAGCAGCCUCAGCCCCGAGAAGCGCCCCGCUCGCCUCUUCCGUCCCCCAGCAGAGCUGCAGCAGCGGCUGACGCAGCCUUGAGCAGCCGGAGCGGCCAGAGCACAGCCAUGGCUUCCGAAGGGAAGAUGACCGCCCCGUUGCUGCUGGCCGUCGGGGGUGCCGUGUUGGGGUCCCUGCAGUUCGGGUACAACACCGGAGUCAUCAACGCACCGCAGAGGGUGAUAGAAGAAUUUUACAACCAAACAUGGUUCAACCGAUACGGGACGUACAUCACCCCGGGCAUGCGGACCACUCUCUGGUCCCUCUCAGUCUCCAUCUUCUCCGUCGGUGGGAUGUUUGGUUCGUUCUCCGUCGGGCUCUUUGUCAACCGCUUUGGACGGAGGAAUUCCAUGCUGAUGUCCAAUGCUCUGGCUUUCCUCUCGGCCAUCCUGAUGGGCUUCUCCAAGAUGGCCGGCUCUUUUGAGAUGCUGAUCCUCGGACGUUUCAUCGUGGGCAUUUACUCGGGCCUCACCACCGGCUUUGUGCCCAUGUACGUGGGCGAGGUGUCCCCCACGGCUCUGAGGGGGGCGUUGGGAACACUCCACCAGCUUGGGGUCGUGGUGGGAAUCCUGGUUGCACAGAUUUUCGGUAUCGACCUCAUCAUGGGGAACGAAACCCUGUGGCCCCUCCUGCUGGGCUUCACCUUCAUCCCCUCCUUGGCCCAGUGUAUCCUGAUGCCGUUUGCCCCCGAGAGCCCCCGCUUCCUCCUCAUCAACCGCAACGAGGAGAACAAAGCUAAGAGUGUCCUAAAGAAGCUCCGUGGGACAACCGACGUCAGCAGGGACCUUCAGGAGAUGAAAGAGGAGGGCCGGCAGAUGCUGCAGGAGAAGAAGGUCACCAUCCUGGAGCUCUUCCGUUCUCCUCUCUACCGACAGCCCCUCUUGAUCGCCGUCGUACUGCAGCUCUCUCAGCAACUUUCGGGGAUCAACGCGGUCUUCUACUACUCCACGGAUAUCUUUGAAAGAGCCGGAGUGCAGCAGCCCGUCUACGCCACCAUUGGGGCUGGAGUGGUCAACACAGCUUUCACGGUUGUCUCGCUGUUUGUGGUAGAACGGGCCGGCCGAAGGACGCUGCACCUCAUUGGACUCAUGGGGAUGGCCCUGUGUGCGGUUCUCAUGACUAUCGCCUUGGCACUGCUGGUGAGUAGGAAACAUGGAUCCAUCAGAGGCCCCAUGGCGGUAAAUGAGGAGGACCCUGGCGUUUUCACCAACCAUCUCAUAUGCCCGAUUCUUGGCACAGGACCAGCCGCCUUAGUGCUGGUGGUGGAUGGAGUCAUCCUUAGCUGUCCUCCCUCCGACUCCGCCCUGAGCAGAGCCCUGAUGCCCCUUCCUCUCCUUCCCUCACAGGACCUCUGCGGAGCCUACGUCUUCAUCAUCUUCACCAUCCUGCUGGUCCUCUUCUUCAUCUUCACCUACUUCAAGGUGCCCGAGACCAGGGGCCGAACCUUCGACGAGAUCGCCUCCGAGUUCCGCCAAGGGGGUGCCGCCCACGGAGACAAGAACCCGGAUGAGUUCCACAGCUUGGGAGCCGACUCCCAGGUCUAAAGUUCGGGAGGUGGGCAGGCAUCUCCUCCGCGCCACUCUUGCCCUCCUGCCCGUCUUCUCCACAUGUUUGUUGCAGCCGCCAGGCCCCGGGCGAAGAAAAAGCAUCUGGGCCUGAGGGAUUCCAGCCCCACUUGGGCCUGGGUCUCUGGGCGAAGGACCCGUCUCGUAGCUCCUUAGGAAGAACUUUUAGCGGCUGGUCUCCAGUCCAGGAUUUCAACGUGGUCAAAAGCCUUCAGAAGCAACAAUUCCUCUUGAGAUGAUAGCACUUCUGCCCCCACCCCACCCCCACUUGCUCUGUUCUUUUUUCCUCUUUGUUUUAUAAAGGAGAAAAAGCAUCUCCCCUUCGCCGC
This is a messenger RNA of Thamnophis sirtalis, 1942 nucleotides long. The record is from RefSeq and is a predicted model, not a curated record. Lineage: Eukaryota; Metazoa; Chordata; Lepidosauria; Squamata; Natricidae.